CAAGGAUAUAUUUAAUAUGUGCUAAGUUUGUGGCUAAUUUAUAUUAUGUUUCUACAUUAAAGUUAUAAGAUAAGGCACAAUGGCCGCAACUACACCAGGUUUUAAGAAGUUAGCAGACGAUUCUGAGGAUUCAGAUACAGAAUACACCCCGCUGUAUGAUGACGGUGAUGAAAUAGAUCAAAGAACUGCACAAGAAACAAAAGGAUGGAAUCUAUUUCGAGAGAUUCCGGUGAAAAAAAGAGAGAGUGGAUCUAUGGCCACAAAAAAUUGGAUAGAAACAAGCGUAAAAAUCUUAAAAGUGCUUGCCUACAUAUUGGUUUUUUGUGCUGUACUGGGUUCCGCAGUCAUAGCUAAAGGAACUCUUCUAUUUAUUACGUCACAACUGAAGAAAGACAGACAAAUUACUCACUGCAAUAGACGACUUGCUUUAGACCAACAGUUCAUAACGGUACACAGUUUAGAAGAAAGAAUAACAUGGCUAUGGGCAGCACUUAUUGUAUUCGGUGUGCCGGAGUUAGGGGUGUUUUUGAGAUCCGUCAGGAUAUGCUUCUUCAAAACUGCCAAGAAACCAAAAACACAGUUUAUUAUUGCUUUCAUAACAGAGACACUACAAGCAAUAGGAAUAGCAGCACUUGUAUUAAUAAUUCUACCAGAAUUAGACGCUGUGAAAGGAGCCAUGUUGAUGAACGCCAUGUGCGCUAUCCCUGCAUUGCUAAACAUUUUCACGAGAGACCGAAUGGAUUCUAAGUUUUCUAUAAAAUUGAUAUUGGAUGUAUUGGCGAUAUCGGCACAAGCCACGGCGUUUGUUGUUUGGCCUCUUAUGGAAAGAACGCCAGUUCUAUGGACCAUACCAGUUGCAUGUGUGUUAGUGUCUCUAGGCUUCUGGGAGAAUUUUGUUGACACCUACAAUAAAAGUUAUGUUUUUACGGUGCUGCAGGAACUACGCGACAACCUCAAGAGGACUCGGUACUACACUCAGCGGGUGUUGUCUGUUUGGAAGAUUAUAGUGUUUAUGGCAUGCAUUUUAAUAUCGCUGCAUAUGCAAAAUGACAAUCCGUUUACCUUUUUCACUCACGCCAGCCAAGCCUUCGGAGAGAGACAGUAUGUCGUUAACGAGGUUCUAAUAGUAGUCCGAGAUGACGAAACCAUAGGUUAUGACGUCACCGGAGGUAUAUUCGAAUUGGACGCGAUAUGGACCUCAGCAUUGUGGGUUGCUUUAAUUCAAGUGGCAGCAGCCUACUUCUGUUUCGGAAGUGCCAAGUUUGCUUGCAAAAUUCUUAUACAAAAUUUUAGUUUCACUUUAGCAUUGACUCUCGUCGGGCCCGUGGCAAUCAACCUCCUUAUUGCUUUCUGCGGAAUGAGAAAUGCAGACCCUUGCGCUUUCCAUAGAACUAUACCUGACAAUUUGUUUUACGAGAUACCACCUGUGUACUUCUUGCGGGAGUACGUGGGCCACGAGAUGGCGUGGGUGUGGUUACUGUGGCUCAUAUCUCAAGCGUGGAUCGUGUUUCACACGUGGCAGCCGCGAUGCGAGCGCCUCUCCGCAACUGACAAACUGUUUGCCAAACCGUGGUACAUCGGACCGCUAAUCGACCAAUCGUUGCUGUUAAACAGGACUAAGGAUUUGGAUAAUGAUUGCCAGGUUGAGGAUUUGAAGGGUCUUGGCGACGAUUCGUCGGUUGGAAGCGAUCUUGCCAUCGUAAAAGAUAUCAAACCAUCCGAUUCGAUAACCAGAAUACAAGUGUGUGCGACAAUGUGGCACGAGACCAAUGAGGAGAUGAUCGAGUUCUUGAAGUCUAUCUUCCGCCUCGACGAGGACCAGAGCGCGCGCCGCGUCGCGCAGAAGUACCUCGGCAUCGUCGACCCCGACUACUACGAACUCGAGUGUCAUAUUUUCAUGGAUGACGCUUUUGAAAUAUCCGAUCACAGUGCCGAAGACUCGCAGGUGAAUCGCUUCGUGAAGUGCCUAGUGGAUGCGGUGGACGAAGCGGCUUCCGAAGUGCAUCUAACUAACGUGAGGUUAAGGCCCCCCAAGAAAUACCCCACCCCGUACGGCGGAAAACUAAUUUGGACCAUGCCAGGGAAAAAUAAGUUGAUUUGUCAUUUAAAAGAUAAAUCCAAGAUUCGGCACAGAAAGAGAUGGUCGCAGGUUAUGUACAUGUACUAUUUCCUGGGGCAUCGCUUGAUGGAUCUGCCAAUAUCCGUGGAUCGUAAGGAAGUGAUUGCCGAGAACACGUACCUAUUAGCUUUGGAUGGAGACAUCGACUUCAAGCCGAGCGCUGUCACGUUGCUGGUCGAUCUUAUGAAGAAGGAUAAGAACUUGGGCGCCGCUUGCGGUCGCAUUCAUCCUGUCGGCUCUGGUUUCAUGGCUUGGUACCAGAAGUUCGAAUAUGCUAUUGGUCAUUGGCUGCAAAAGGCGACUGAACACAUGAUCGGCUGCGUACUCUGUAGUCCGGGAUGCUUCUCCCUCUUCAGGGGAAAGGCGCUCAUGGACGAUAACGUCAUGAAGAAAUAUACACUCACUUCCAAUGAGGCUCGACAUUACGUGCAAUACGAUCAAGGCGAGGACCGCUGGCUGUGCACGCUGCUGCUGCAGCGCGGGUACCGCGUGGAGUACUCGGCGGCGUCGGACGCCUACACGCACUGCCCCGAGCGGUUCGACGAGUUCUUCAACCAGCGCCGCCGCUGGGUGCCCUCCACCAUGGCCAACAUAUUCGAUCUGCUCGCGGACUCCAAACGCACCGUGCAAGUCAACGACAACAUUUCCACAUUGUAUAUCGUCUAUCAGUGCAUGCUUAUGAUGGGUACGAUUUUGGGUCCGGGAACAAUCUUCCUGAUGAUGAUUGGCGCAAUAAACGCUAUAACAGGCAUGAGCAAUAUGCACGCACUUCUCUUUAACCUGGUGCCCGUGCUUACGUUUUUGGUUGUCUGUAUGACAUGCAAGUCCGAGACUCAGUUGAUGCUCGCGAACCUCAUUACCUGCUUUUAUGCGAUGGUAAUGAUGUUUGUGAUCGUCAGUAUCGUCCUACAAAUAUCACAAGAUGGUUGGCUAGCGCCAUCUAGUAUGUUCACUGCGGCAACAUUUGGAAUAUUCUUCGUAACAGCGGCUUUGCAUCCACAAGAAAUAAUAUGUUUGUUGUACAUUUCCAUAUAUUACAUCACAAUUCCGAGCAUGUAUAUGUUGUUGAUUAUCUACUCCCUAUGCAAUUUGAACAACGUCUCGUGGGGAACUCGAGAGGUGGCUCAGAAGAAGACUGCAAAGGAAAUGGAAAUGGAUAAGAAAGCAGCGGAAGAAGCAAAGAAGAAGAUGGAUAAUCAAAGCAUAAUGAAAUGGUUCGGCAAGUCGGACGAGACGAGCGGCUCGCUGGAGUUCAGCGUGGCGGGACUGUUCCGCUGCAUGUGCUGCACCAACCCUAAGGACCACAAGGACGACUUGCAUCUCUUGCAGAUCGCCAACUCCAUCGAGAAGAUCGAAAAGAGAUUGUCGGCACUCGGCGCGGCGGAGUCGGAGCCGGCGCAGGCGCAGACGCGGCGCCGCUCGUCGCUGGGGCUGCGGCGCGACUCGCUCGCCACCAUGCCCGAGUACGCCGACAGCGAGCUGUCCGUAGACAUUCCUCGCGAAGAAAGAGACGAUCUUAUAAACCCCUAUUGGGUGGAGGAUCCCAAUCUGCAGAAAGGCGAAGUAGACUUCUUGACGACGGCUGAAAUCGAAUUCUGGAAAGACUUGAUUGAUGUUUAUUUGAGGCCUAUCGAUGAAAACAAGGAAGAGCAGGAACGUAUCAAAACCGAUCUAAAGAACUUGCGUGACACGAUGGUGUUCGCGUUCGCCAUGUUGAACUCGUUAUUUGUGUUGGUGAUAUUCCUGCUCCAGUUCAACCAGGACCAGUUGCACAUAAAGUGGCCGUUCGGGCAGGAUGUCGCGCUCUCUUAUGACAAGGAAAGGAAUGUUGUAUUGGUGGAGCAGGAAUUCCUUAUGUUGGAGCCUAUAGGUUCCCUGUUCCUCGUGUUCUUCGGGUUUGUAAUGUUGAUACAGUUCGUGGCGAUGUUGUUCCAUCGUUCGUAUACUAUUACGCAUUUGCUCUCCACAACAGAGCUUCACUGGUAUUUCAGCAGACGUCCGGACCAGAUGUCAGAUGAAAACCUCUUGGAAAGGAAGGUGGUAGAAAUAGCGAGAGAGUUGCAGAAGUUAAACACAGACGACCUAGACCGCCGCGCGGUCGAAACUAACGACGUGUCACGGCGAAAGACUCUACACAACCUAGAGAAGGCGCGAGACACCAAGCACAGCGUGAUGAACCUUGACGCUAACUUCAAGAGGCGACUGACUAUACUACAGAGCGGUGAUCCUAACGUGAUAUCUCGGCUGUCAUCGUUGGGCGGCGAUGAGGUUACUCGUCGCGCCACGAUACGCGCAUUAAAGACGAGGAGGGACUCACUGCUCGCUGAAAAACGACGCUCCCAGCUGCAAGCGGCGGGCGACGCUACAGGCUACAUGUAUAACCUGUCAGGCACUGCGGUGAAUGACAUGAGCGGCCGAGCUUCGACGGCCAGCGCCUACAUUAACAAAGGAUACGAACCCGCUUUCGAUAGCGACGACGACGAACCACCGCGUCCGCGCAGGAGCACUGUACGCUUCAGAGAAAACUACACGUAAUAUUUGGUCAAAAUUGUGAACUGUAACAUGCAAUAAAAUGAUGAACGAAA
Manduca sexta (tobacco hornworm) is the source of this 4704-nucleotide messenger RNA. RefSeq names its product chitin synthase chs-2. Gene Ontology annotation, molecular function: chitin synthase activity. Lineage: Eukaryota; Metazoa; Arthropoda; Insecta; Lepidoptera; Sphingidae. Gene Ontology annotation, cellular component: cell periphery; cell septum. The record is from RefSeq and is a predicted model, not a curated record.